ACUUGAUUUUUCAGUAGGACUAGGAUGCAACAUUUUUCUUAUGCCCUGAUUAAGUUACAAACAGAAGCUACAAUAUUUUGGAAGUGUUCUGAAUGUGAGAAGUUACAAUAAUAUUUUCUAUAUUUAAAAAUGGAAGUAGCUGAAUGUAAGCUAACACCUGGUACAGUUAAACCAAGUCAAGUACUGGAACAGAUUUGGCAUCUAAACCUAAUGAUAAGAGAAACACUUCUAAAGAGUGACCUUCAAGAUAAUGAAGCUACAGCAGAAUAUGUGCCUAGAUUGACCUUCCUCAUGCAACAGCUCAGCAGUUCCCUCAGCCAACAGUUACAACACAAUACAGAGAUCCUACAAGACACCUGCCAGCUACUGAAUACUCUUCAGAGCAAACACAAGCAACUGGUUUCAAGGCAAGAGAUCAUCACUCUUGUGAGCUGUCUUCAAAAAAUAAAUGAAAUCUUUCUGGAUACAGUUACACAUCUUCAAGAGGCAAAAAACAAAAUUUAUGAUAUUAGAUGCAGACAUGAUGAUAAAUCUCAAUCCCAGAUUGUUCAAGAUGUUUUCAAUGAAAUAGUUGUGUGUGAAGGAGAGACACAUUCUGGGAAAGUAUCUGCUGGUGUAAGUCAGCCACUCCAGGUAACUUCUCCCAUGAAUGAAAGGAAAAGUCCAAACAUUCACCAAGUCCAGCCAAGUGAAAACAAAACAGUGGAAAAAGAAACUGCUAUAUCAUUAAGUGAAAAAAAUCCUGAUCAAGAACAGGCAGUAAGCAGAGACCUCCCAAACCUAAUGGAAAAUGAAGAUCACAAGCUACUACAGAGUUCACAUACAGAGCAAAAAGAUUACAACAGAAAGGAGGAAAGUCAUGGAGCAGGAUCUUAUAAUAAGAAAUGCCCAAACAGAGCUUUUCAAGAAGUUCCCGGGAGCAAUGGAGAUGAUAUAAUUGUAUCUGGAAAGUCCAAAGACAUCUGUGAUAGAUCUGUAAUUAAUCUUUCUGAUCAAGAACAGGCAGUAAGUGAAGAACCCCCAACUCAGAUGGAAUAUGAAGAUCACAAACCAACAGAGAAUUCAUGUGAAGAAGAAAAAGAUGACAACAAAAAGGAGGAAAUUUAUGAGAUUACUGGGAGCAACAGAAAAAAUACAAUUGAGUCUACAAGGUUGGAGAAUAUAUGGAAUACACCUGCCAUGAAUCUUUCAACAAUUGAUUCAGAAAAAGUGGAAAGAUCAAGUCCCUGGAUGAACAAAGAAUUUGUAGCAGAAGUGAGUGGUAAGAUUGAACCUGAAGUUGCCUGUUAUAUUACAGCACCUUCCAUCACUCUAGAAAAUUUAGCAUGCAGGAUCAUCAAUGACAUGAGUUCCCUGGUGGUGGAAGAUUCUGAGGAGCUGGUCAGCAAUGUCAUCAGUGUUGCAUGCUUAGACCAUGGAAAACUAAUUCCCUUUCCUAUCAACAUUGCAAUCCCAUUCACUGCACGCUACAGAGGAAAUUAUCGAGACAUCAUGGUGAAGGUGACUGAUAUGAAUUUUCAAUCAAGUUACUUAACUCCCAUUUCCUUUGAUGGGUGCCAGGGAAACCAGAAGGGGGCCUUUGCAGAAGUGAAAAUUUGCCAGCUUGGUAUUUUUUCUGUGGUAUCAUGCUUAAAAAAAGAAACAUUCACCAUUCCAAAGAAAGGGCUCUCACAAAAGCUAAGCAUGGAUUCUAGAAUCUCUUUCUACUACCCUCCAGAAACGUUCAGUUCUCCAGUGACCAUGCAGUUAAAGGUCCAGCCAAUUGAGCCAUCACUAGUUUCCAUAUUAAAGACAAAAUAUGACAUGUACCAUUCAGUAGUAUCUACUAGCCCAUUGGUUCAUAUCCAGCAUCCUUCAUUCCAGCCAUUUAACAAGUCAGUCAGUGUUAUUCUACCCUGUCCUCCAAAUCUAGAAAAAAAGAGAACAGGAGAUGCAACAGAACAUGCAAGAGCGUCUAGUGCCACUGUAACCAGGGUUACAACUGCAUAUCAUCUUCGGGCAAUGAGUGCCUCGGUGAAAAAACAUGGAGAGAAUCUCGGUGAAUCCUUGAAAGUAUUGGGUUACAGAAACAAAGAAGAAGAGUGGGUUGUGCUUGAUGAUGUUAUCGUGCGGAAUGCACAGAAUGGACUUGUAUCAUUUGAAGUAGAUGAGUAUCUAGAAAGCUUUAUUGUCAUUCGCCUCUCAUUUGCAAUGGACAAUACACAUCUAGUUCUGUUUAUCCAGGCUCUGGAGGAAGCCAUUCACAGCACCAUGGCUAAUGUCGUACUAUAUCGGAAAAAAGAAAACCCUCAUAGAAUAGUUGUUUUACUGGUUCUGUCCAAAGAACUGAACUGGGAGCUGCAAAGCCUGCGUGAGGAGGGAUACUUUGGUCCUCCAGAACCAACGCAACAGUUUCAGCUAAGAGAAGGAGAGCAGAUUCAUUUUAGAUUUACUGGCAACAUAUUUGCCUCAGAUGAUGGGAAGAAUUUUGGAAAAGUCUACAGGCUUAUUUUUCAUUCACAAAGAAAGCCCAGACUGGAGCUCCAACUCAAAGAAGUGGAUGAAUUUGGUAACUACAGCUCACCUCAUUACAAGGGAAUGGCACUAUUUUACAAAAUGACCAGAGAAACAAUAGCCAAGAACCGGGGUCAACCUCUUCUGCCUGCUGACUAUCAGAACCAGUCACCUUUAUGCAAGUUAGCACUAACCUUACCAAAGCAUGAAAAAUCAAUCAACCGUCCACAAAGCACAAAAAGAAUUGCUACAGAUUCAUCAGAGGCCCUGUGGGAUAACUUGUUGUACUGGCUCGCAGAGGAGCUCUCAGAAGAUAAUGCAUCAUUGCUCUCUCUGCACCUGCCUAUCCGUCGGAGCACUCUUCAGCUUGUUAGACUGAAAUGCCCUGAUAAUCUAACACAUCAGAUCUAUGAGCUUCUUUGCUUCUGGAAAAAGAAUCUUCCAAGAUCAGCUGAUAAACAGCGACUCCUAUCUCGUUAUCUUCGUAAGAGUGGCAGAAGUGAUCUUUCUGAAGAGCUCAAGUUUAAGUGGGAGAAUAAAGCAUUCACUUGGCAAAAGCACUGGUUUGAGAUGGACAGCUAAAAGACUGAUAUCUGUA
Chelonoidis abingdonii (Abingdon island giant tortoise) is the source of this 3091-nucleotide messenger RNA. RefSeq names its product death domain containing 1 (gene DTHD1). Gene Ontology annotation, molecular function: protein binding. The record is from RefSeq and is a predicted model, not a curated record. NCBI's taxonomy places the organism in Eukaryota, Metazoa, Chordata, Testudines, Testudinidae. Gene Ontology annotation, biological process: signal transduction.